Closterium sp. Yama58-4 is the source of this 1908-nucleotide messenger RNA. NCBI's taxonomy places the organism in Eukaryota, Viridiplantae, Streptophyta, Zygnematophyceae, Desmidiales, Closteriaceae. The record is from the annotation of a GenBank genome assembly.
AUGAACUCCCGCCUCCUUGACACUGGUCUUCCCAGGUCUCUGCCUUCCCUCCCACCCUCGCCUGCCCUGCCCUGUGUUCCUUGCGAUGAGGGGCGGCAGCGCGCCGCUCCUCACUCCUCCUCGUUUCCCCCGACGAUUGCUCCCCUGCAGACCCUCCACAUGGACAUGUGGGGCCCAGCCCGCGUCCAGGGACAGGGCCGCGAGCGGUACUUUCUGCUGGUUGUUGACGACUACUCGCGUUACGCCACGGUCUUCCCCUUGCGCAGCAAGGGUGAGGUCCCUGCUGUUUUGAUCCCUUGGAUCCGCGCUGUACGUCUCCAGCUCCGCGAGCGGUUCCAGACGGACCUUCCCAUCCUACGUCUGUACUCUGACAGAGGUGGUGAGUUCUCCUCCGACCUCUUGCGGGACUUUUGUCAGGGGGAGGGCAUCCUCCAGUCGUUCACGCUUCUGGCCUCUCCGCAGCAGAAUGGGGUUGCUGAGUGCCGCAUUGGCUUAGUCAUGGAGGUCGCUCGUACCUCCAUGAUCCAUGCGGCUGCUCCCCAUUUUUUGUGGCCGUUUGCGGUCCGGUACGCUGCGCAUCAGCUCAACCUCUGGCCCCGUGUCUCCUUGCCAGAGACCUCGCCCACACUGCGUUGGAUGGGGGAGGUUGGCGAUGCGUCGCGGUUCCGGGUCUGGGGUUCUCGUGCCUUUGUCCGCGAUACCACCGCGGACAAGCUCUCCUCUCGCGCCAUUCCCUGCGUCUUCCUUGGCUUUCCCCCUGACGCGCCUGGCUGGCAGUUUUACCACCCCACCUCGCGUCGUGUCUUCCCCUCUCAGGACGUCACGUUUGACGAGUCGGUCCCCUUUUACCGUCUCUUCCCCUACCACACUGCCCCCCUUCCCCCCCUGCCGCUCUUCCUCGCUCCAGGUCCUCCUCCGGUAGACCCCCUACCCCCUCAGGGUCCUGCUCCUUCUGGUGUGUCUGAGGUAGACCCACUUCCCUUGGCUGAGCCUGUCGAGGUCACUGGUGACUCAGGUGCUGCUGGGGGUGGUCCUGCUCCGAGUGCUCCGUCUGGGGGUGCUGAGCCUGGGCGUGCUGAGCCUGGGGGUGCUGAGCCUGUGCGUGCGGAGCCUGGGGGUGCUGAGCCUGUCCUGACGCUGGAGGUGCUGGAGCUGGAGGUCCUGACGCUGGAGGUCCUGACGCUGGAGGCACUGGAGCUGGAGGCGCUGCCGCUGGCGGCGCUGGAGCUGGCGCUACUGGAGCUGGAGGUGUUGGCGCUGGAGACGCUAGAGUUGGGGGCUCUAGAGCUGGAGCUUCUGGAGGAGGGGGUGCUGGAGCUGGUGGCACUGGCGCUGGAGGCGCUGAAGCUGGAGGUCCUGACGCUGGAGGUACUGGAGCUGGAGGCACUGGAGCUGGAGGCGCUGCUGUUGGCGACGCUGGAGCUGGUGCUACUGGAGCUGGAGGUGCUGGCGCUGGAGGCGCUGGAGCUGGAGGCCAUGUUCAGCAGCGACCAUUUUUCGUGCCGCCGCCGCAGCUGUCCGACCUUCCGCCCGAGUCGUGUUCGUGCUGCCAGCCCUACUGUCACGCGUCUCCUGGCUACUGUUGUCACUGACCCGUCGUUUGAGUCCACUGCUGCGUCUGCCUUAGUUGCUGAGCUUGUCGACUUUGCUGCUGCGUGUCGUCUAGACUACGCCGCCAGUCUUGUUGCAGAGUCUGAGUCUGUCUGUCCUCCGUCCGUCGGGGGUGAGUGUGUUCUUGGCACGGACGUCCUUGAGGACAGGCAGGAGGACCUUGAGUGUCUUGCGGCUGCUAUACCUCAUCUCAUGGCCUGGCUGCUUGCGCCUGAGGGAGACCCGGAUGCACUAGACAUCCCGACCCCGCGCUCUUACGCAGAGGCGAUCUUGAGUCCCUACUCCUCUCAGUGGUAG